This is a messenger RNA of Selaginella moellendorffii, 3519 nucleotides long. RefSeq names its product WD repeat-containing protein 6-like. Gene Ontology annotation, biological process: tRNA methylation. Gene Ontology annotation, molecular function: protein binding. Gene Ontology annotation, cellular component: cytoplasm. The coding region runs from base 36 to 3422 and encodes 1128 amino acids. The transcript has 21 exons. Lineage: Eukaryota; Viridiplantae; Streptophyta; Lycopodiopsida; Selaginellales; Selaginellaceae. The record is from RefSeq and is a predicted model, not a curated record.
CUAGAAAUAUUGUCUGGUGGGAGGUUUUAUUGCCAAUGGCGCUCGAGAAGGGCCCAUACAUCGGCGAUGUCACAGCGCUGUGCUUCGCGGCGCUUCCGUCCAGGGCUGUUCUUGCGGGCACCGGAGCGCAGCUGGAUUGCUACAAUCUCGAGAUGGGAGCGCGAUAUUUCCCGUCUGUGCACGUCUUUGAUGGAAUCCGCGUCCAUGGAAUCGUUGCUGCCGCGGUGGAGUCGAGCGCAUUGCCUCCGGCGAUCGUUGCUGUUCACGGAGAAGGAAAGGCGAAGCUCUUUCGAUUGAGCUCCGAGGGUCUGGAGCCCUGGCAAUUCGUUCCGAGGUUUUCCAAGUGGAUUCUCGAUGUCCAAAUCUUCACAAAGGAUGAUGGCCAUAAUGUGGUUCUAGCAAUCGGUUUAAGUGACAAUACCGUGUGUCUUUGGGACACUUCCGCCAAGAAGAUAGUCUCCAACUUCCACUGUCCUGAAAGGUGCUUAUUGUAUUCUAUGAGGCUUUGUGGUGAUUCCAUUCAGAGUUUGCAAGUCGCUGCUGGGACAAUCUACAAUGAGGUUCUUGUUUGGGCGUUAGGAGGCAAGGGGAGCACCUGUGAAGCCAAGAUCGUCCAUAGACUGUGCGGACACGAGGGUUCUAUUUAUCGUAUCACUUGGUCGACAGAUGGAUGCUUCCUCGGUUCGGUAUCAGAUGACAGAAGUGCUCGAAUAUGGAAUCUUCAGACAAAAGCUGUCAUUGUUUUAUUCGGCCAUACUGCUCGUGUUUGGGAUCUCCAUAUAGAUGCAAAGAUGUUCAUAACAGCAAGUGAGGACUGUACAUGCGGAGUCUGGUCUUUGAGUGGGGAGCUUUUGAGGACGCUGAAGGGGCACACAGGUCGUGGGAUAUGGCGUUGCAUAUUUGAUCGUCAGCUGUCUAUGCUAGUAACUGCAGGAGCUGAUUCUUCCAUUAAGCUGUAUUCUCUGUCGGAAAGAGCUCUAAUUCCUACGACUGCUAAAGAGAUGGUAAUGUACCGGAUAGACACUGGCAAGAAUGAUGGUUUUUUAGACAGUAGGAGCGAAUAUGUCCGGUGUUUAUGUUUUGAAGGACCGUCGUCCCUGUUCAUAGCAACAAAUCAGGGAUUGCUACAACGCGCCAGUCUCUUGCCAUCUGGGGACGUGAAACAGGUCUCGAUACUACAGACACCUGAAAGAAGUCCUCUUGUUUGCUUGGAUAUUUUCAAAGAACAGCUCGUAACUCCUGAAGGAUGUCCCAGUAAAGAGGUUUUAGUUGCCUGUGGUGGCGGCCAGGGUCGGGCGACGGUCUUAAGGAUCACUUCCGAGGGGCAGAUAGCCUGGCAAUCAACAUGGAUAGCUGAAGCAGAAAGACAGCUCUUGGGAGCUUUCUGGUGUAAAUCUCUUGGUUCACGAUUCGUUUUUACAACAGAUCCGAAAGGAGGAGUUCGUUGCUGGGCUAUGAAUGGCGAAACUAGCGAGGGACCGCGGCAUUUGGCAUACUUCAAGUCCUCCUUGUCAAGUCGAAUUGUAUGCAUGGACGCGUCCUUAGAAAAGCAGGUGCUCGUAUGUGGCGAUCAAAAAGGAAGCUUACUAUUCUUUCAUUUUGAUUCAGUCUUAUUCGAGAUGGAAGAUCCCGCUGUUGUUGAGGAGCUCGAUUCAUUCAGAGGUGCGCACGGCAUAUCUGCCGUUGCUAAUGUGUCAAUAUCCGAGUUCUCAAACGAAGGAACCAAGACAAUAUCAACAGGAAGAGAUGGAUGUGUUUGCGAAGUAUUCUACCAACGUGGUCAGCUAUCGUCGGUACUUUCCUGCCACCGAGUCGAGAAGAUUGCUGCAAUAACGGUCUUGGAAUCAGUUCUAUGCCUAUCUGGAUCAAAACGAAGGAUUGGUCUAGGAUUUUCAGCGGCAGACUUUGUGUUAUGGGAUAUCACCAACGAGGUCGAGUUGAAAAGAAUAUCUUGCGGUGGAUGGAAGCGACCACAUUCAUCUUUUGUUGGAGAACUUCCGGAGACUCAAUUUUGUUUUGCUUUUGUGAAGGAACAAACCAUAUGUAUUUGCCGCAAUUGGGACGAUAGUGAUGAUUCGAGUAAAGGGCAUCCCCUGCAAGCGCUGCAAAAACAAUCGCAUGGGAGAGAGGUCCACUCGAUUUUAUUUUUUCCUGACACGGACUGGCUCUUCUCUGGUUCCGAAGAUGGAAGAGUUCAGAUUUCAAGGUAUGCUCAGGAGGACUUAACAGUGUUCGCAUCAUUGGAAGAACACGUUGGUGGCUCUGCGGUUCGUGCACUAGCUUUGUCGACCCGUGUGUACAAUAGCAAGACUGAAGCGAGCGGGAUCGACGACAUGCAGCAUGCAGUUCUGUUCUCUGCUGGUGCAAAGGAAGUUUUGACGUGUUGGGAACUCUUCGACAAGCCAGAACAAAUAUCGGCACGAUGGCUCAGUACUCACUCGACUUUCAGCAAGAAAAGCGGCGUAAACAAGGAUGACUUGCGGUAUAUGGCACUGACAGUUUUUGCUGUUGAGUCGGAUGGCGUUCCAGUUUAUUUUGUGGUGGCUGCCAUGUCGAAUGCCAUCCUUACUGUCAAGGCGUUCGACUCAUCCAGCAAAACGUGGUCUCGUAUCGCAGUUCUCCAGCAUCACAAAUGUCCAGUUUUGACCCUGCAUCACGCAGUCCUCCCUUGCUUCUCGCAAGGAACACUGGCGAACAGAUUUUUCGUAUUCAGUGGCUGCACAGACGGAAGUAUUGCCGUCUGGGAUCUUACAAAUUCAGUCGCUAGCUUCACCGUUGGUGAGAGAGAAAAAGCCCAAGGCUUGCGGCCUCUCUCCGGGAGAGGAAGCCAGGGUGGUAAAGCCCGCCGACGCUUGAAUCAUCAGCGCCAUCCCUCGCAGCAGCAAAUCCUCAAAGAUCCGCAGUCCUCGCCUGAUCUCUCCCAAGACGCAGCAGUACUAAGUCCCGUACUCGUGCUAAGUUGCUGUCACCAAUCCGGCGUCAAUUCUCUAUACGUGUGCGCCACCUCGUCUUCCACAUUGUCGAUCGUGAGUGGUGGAGAUGAUCAGUCUCUUCACUCCUCCGUGCUGUCCAUGCAAGAAGGCGCUGGGAGUACUAUCCGUGUCCUCAGCCGUCAAAACGUUGCCAAUGCGCACAGCUCCGCAGUGAAAGGGGUGUGGAGCGAUUCCGAGUGGAUUUUCAGCACUGGCCUUGAUCAACGAGUGAGGUGCUGGCAAAUCGCCCAAGACAAUCGAUUGACACACUCGUGUAGCUGCAUCAUCGACGUUCCUGAGACCGAGUCGAUCGAUGCUCAUCGAUCAAGCGAGAGCUCGUAUCGCAUUACUGUAGCGGGAAGAGGCGUCCAAGUGUUAAAUCUCGCAGUUAUUGCAGUACGCAAGAACAGUACGAGAGAAUGUGGGAGCUUCGCGAUGACGCCGAGCUGAGGAGGUUGGCAACGAGCUGCACUGAUCUCUUGGCUUCGCUCGGGAUCCAUGAUCCGGUAUGGAUUCCACCUCUCACCUUGACUCCGGCCACCAUAGC